Molecule: messenger RNA, 2174 nt
Organism: Castor canadensis (American beaver)
Lineage: Eukaryota; Metazoa; Chordata; Mammalia; Rodentia; Castoridae
Source: RefSeq, a predicted model, not a curated record
AUUUAUCUAAAAACAGACUGGUGGAAGUUCCAAUGGAAUUGUGUCAUUUCGUGUCACUGGAAAUUCUUAAUCUGUAUCACAAUUGUAUCAGAGUCAUUCCUGAGGCCAUUGUUAAUCUGCAGAUGCUGACCUACUUGAACUUGAGCCGAAAUCAGCUGUCUGCCCUGCCUGCCUGCCUGUGUGGUCUGCCUCUCAAAGUCUUAAUCGCAAGUAACAACAAGCUUGGAUCUCUGCCAGAGGAGAUAGGUCAGCUCAAACAAUUAAUGGAGUUGGAUGUCAGCUGCAAUGAGAUCACAGCGUUGCCCCAGCAGAUAGGCCAGCUGAAGUCUCUACGAGAACUGAACGUCAGGAGAAAUUACCUUAAAGUUCUACCACCAGAACUAGUAGAUCUUCCCUUGGUAAAGUUUGACUUCUCCUGCAACAAGGUGCUCGUGAUUCCAAUCUGUUUUAGAGACAUGAAGCAGCUGCAAGUGUUACUGCUGGAGAACAACCCCCUACAGUCCCCUCCCGCACAGAUCUGCACAAAGGGCAAAGUGCAUAUAUUUAAGUAUCUGAGCAUACAAGCAUGCCAGAUUAAGACAGCAGACUCACUUUAUCUCCAGUCCAUGGAGAGGCCACAUUUGCACCAGCAUGUGGAGGACAGCAAGAAGGAUUCUGAUUCAGGAGUUGGAAGUGAUAAUGGAGACAAGCGGUUAUCUGCCACCGAGCCUUCUGAUGAAGACACAGUUAGCCUCAAUGUGCCAAUGUCAAAUAUCAUGGAGGAAGAACAGAUCACCAAGGAGGACGCAUGCCAUCAUCUUACCCCAUCUGAAGGGGAAUUUCAUCAGGAAUUUCAACCAGAGCCUUCCCUUUUGGGCGACAGCAACAACUCAGGACAAGAAGGAGACCAGUUUGUGGAUGGACCAGAUGUUCUUCAUUCGUGAUUUAUCAGCUAUAUUAAGGCAGGGGCAGAGGACUGUGAAGAGCUGUUACGGAUAGAAGAGGACACGCACUGGCAGAUGGAGGGAAUAGUAAGUUCAUCCAAAGAUCAGAACAUGGAUAUGGUCAUGAUUGAGCAGCUAAGAGACACAGUAGAUUUGCUGCAAGAUCCCAACAGACUAAGCACAGACAUUACAGAGAGAAGCAUUUUAAAUCUGUAUCCUAUAGAAUCAGCAGACACUUUAGAAUUACCAGAUUCUGCACUAAAUGGUCAAAUACAGUUGGAGACAUCUCCGGUGUGUGAGGUACAAAAUGAUCUUACAUUUCAGAGUAAUGGGAGCCAGUAUUCUCCAAACGAGAUAAGAGAGAAUUCCCCUGCUAUCUCUCCUACCACAAACUGCCCAGCUCCAUUUGGCCUGAAGCCUCGAUCAGACCCAGCCCUCAUUCUCCCUCCUAUCUCCUUCAACAAACUUACACAGGCACAAACAUGGGACAACUCUAGCUACAGUGUUCCAUCUGCAGGAGACAGUGACAAUGUGUUUCUAAGACCACAGAGAAAUUUGGAAUCUAUAGACCCACAGUUUACAAUUCGGAGGAAAAUGGAACAGAUGAGAGAAGAAAAAGAGCUGGUGGAGCAACUCCGUGAGAGCAUCGAGAUGAGGCUGAAGGUCACUCUUCAUGAAGACUUGGGGGCAGCACUCAUGGAUGGUGUUGUGCUCUGCCACCUGGUCAAUCACAUCCGCCCACGGUCUGUGGCAAGCAUCCAUGUCCCCUCACCAGCUGUUCCUAAGCUGAGCAUGGCCAAAUGCAGAAGAAAUGUGGAAAACUUUUUGGAAGCAUGCCGAAAACUAGGAGUACCAGAGGCUGACCUCUGCUCUCCGUGUGACAUCCUGCAGUUGGAUUUUCGUCACAUUCGAAAGACUGUUGACACUCUGCUGGCACUCGGGGAGAAACCCCCACAACCAACUUCUGCCCUCCGCUCCAGGGACCUAAUAGGCUUCUGUCUUGUCCAUGUUCUCUUUAUAGUGCUGGUCUAUAUCACUUACGGCUGGAAUGCUCUGUCCUUGUAGGCCUGCAUGUGCACCCACACGCUCUGCCCUGGCAUCCCUGAUCCAUUAUGGGCUCCUUCCUCCACUGGAGCCUUUGCCUUGCAGGCUUCCAUCCCUGACAUCUCCUCAGUAAUUUCUCAAGUUUUGAAGCUGAACGUUAGAAAUCAGAUUUUCUCCGAAGCACAAACUUGAUAGUAUGCUAUUUGC